AAGACCAAAGUACCCCUCUGGAUGUGGAAAACUUGGAUUGGCAGAGUUUGGUCGCCAAUUCCAAAAUGUUCAAUUUUGUUCGCAAAUAAACUUUCUUUCUUUCUUUUUUUUUUUUUUGUCAAGGAAGAAGAAAAAGGAGAGGGAGAGUUGUAAAAUGGAGGAAGAAGCAGGAAGUAACAGAAUAGUAACAUAUUAUACAACACUGCUAGCUCUCCUCCUUAUCUUGAUCUUCCACUUUGCUUCUAAGAAGUUUAAGACUUCUCCUCCUCCUCCUCCUCCUCCUCCUUCCGCUCCCCAUCCUUCUCCGACCUCUCUCCAAUUCCGAAUAUCAGAGCUUGUAUCAGACGAUGAUUUAAAAUUUUUAAUUCAAAAACUGGAUCUCAAUGACAAUGACAAUGAAAAAUGGGAAACCAUCAUUCAUAAAUCCAACAAUCAUCUCUCCUACUCAGCUUCAUCCUUCAAACCUCAGGGUGCUCCCGUCAAAUACUUGAGUGUCACGGUUUUUGAAAAUUGCUCCCUAGAGGUUCUUAGGGAUUUCUACAUGGACAAUGACUAUAGAUUGCAGUGGGAUAAGACCUUGCUCCAACACCACCAGCUCCAAGUUGAUCGUACUGAUGGUACUGAAAUUGGCCUCACCAUCAAAAAAUUCCCACUCUUGACCCCUAGAGAAUACGUACUUGCUUGGAGAUUAUGGCAGGGAAAUGAUCAAACCUUCUAUUGCUUUAUUAAGGAAUGUGAGCAUCCUUUAGCACCACGACAUAAAAAGUAUGUACGAGUGGGUUUCUUUAGAUCUUGUUGGAGAAUCAGGAAAGUACCUGGUAGAAAUGCCUGUGAGAUAAAAAUGUAUCACCAAGAGGAUGCUGGUUUAAAUGUGGAGAUGGCAAAGUUGGCUUUUGCUAGGGGCAUAUGGAGUUAUGUAUGUAAGAUGGAUAAUGCUCUGCGCAAGUACAAUGCAAUAAGUCGUCCGCAUAUUGGUCCAGCUGUUACUGCUGUGUCUCUGAUCCAGAAGGUUCCACCAGGUUUAGAAACAAUAAAUCACAUUGUGGAUACUCCGGCUACUCCUGCACGGAUUCCCAUGGAUGGAUUAGUCACUGAUGAAACCAGAGAGAAGAAGUUUCGUAGAAGGCCAUCAAGGAAAGUCUUAGCAAAUGGUUUGCUACUUCUUGGGGGUGUCAUCUGCCUGUCCCGUGGACAUUCUAGCCUAGGUGCUAAAGUUGCUAUGGCGUACAUUUUGACAAAGCUGAGAAAACAGGAUGCUUCCUCAGGCCAAAGCAGAGAAAGCUAAGGUACAGGAUCACAUUGCACCACCAAGAGCGAUACUGAUACGGCUUAACGUAUUAACAUUUACUACGUUACGAAUAAGCAUAGUUUUAGCGUGGAAACUGACUUUUUGCCCAUUUGUGAAGUUUGGUUCUCUCUGUCUCUCACUGUGUACAUAUAGGGAAGGAAACAAUUUCUUUUUUAAGCUGUAAGUAGUUGGAUGCAUUGCGUUAUAUUUGUACAGGUAAUUAAGUUUCUUAAUGACUUUUGUCCCACUUCGAAUGGUUCAGACUUGGUACUCUGUCAUGCGGCCAUAAUCAUUUAAUGAAUCUGGCUCGAGAGAACAUUGAGAGUCGAUUAUGGGAAAAUUUUCAAGUUGGUAUUUCUUUGUUAUUGAUGUAGCAGCAAUUAUAUGUCCAAAAUAGAAAAAUGAAUGUUGUUGAUA
Molecule: messenger RNA, 1705 nt
Organism: Ricinus communis (castor bean)
Lineage: Eukaryota; Viridiplantae; Streptophyta; Magnoliopsida; Malpighiales; Euphorbiaceae
Exons: 6
Coding region: 155-1285 (376 amino acids)
Molecular function (GO): lipid binding
Source: RefSeq, a predicted model, not a curated record